UAAUUGAAAGAUGACGUCAGUGGUGGAUGUCCCACCUACUGGCGCAGUGGAUCCCGGUGGCUCAGAAGAAGCUGGACCAACUGUUCCUCCUACUGUUGAAAUUGCCGAAGUAUCGACAUUUCAGCAAUAUUUGCGGAAGAUUUUGCCGAUCAUGCUUGAGGAUGGUGCUAUUACACCCUCUGGAAAUUUAGAGAAAACUAUUGAAAUCACUACAAAUAUCGAAUUGUUCAAAAAAUUUAUGUCUGAAGCAGCAACGAAAUCACUUCUUGUGAGAAAAUGUGUACUAAAAGAUGACCUUGAGGCGGAUCCCAAUGCACCCCCUGGGUCUCCCUCGAGUGCCGGACCCACAACAUCUGCUGCCCAAGUUGUUUACACAGUGACAGUGGAAAUCAGCUUCGCAAGUGUAAAACAGCAACUCCUGGCCAGUGUGUUGUUCUUGAAACGAGGACUGGUCAUAGAGGCGGAGAAGUCAGUGCCAUCUCAAUUGAGGGUCAUGACCUUGGAUGACCCCUCGGCGACCCCGUAUGAGACACUGCACAACUAUGUGAGCAAUGCGGUGGCGCCUUACUUCAAGUCGUACAUCAGAGCUACUGGAAAGAAUGAUCGGGACAGUGAUAAAUUGGCUCCCUCGGUCGAGAAAAAACUGGCCGAACUGGAAAUGAGUUUGCUUCAUCUACAACAGAACAUCGAAAUACCCGAUGUCAUUUUGCAAAUACACCCAACGGUUGUGGCCACAAUCAAAAAAGCCAAAGACGAAGAUCGAACUGCAAAAGUCGAGGAUUUUGAUGACCUAAUUGAGGACUCCAGCUUCUUGAAUGCGCUUCAAAACGGAGUCAAUCGCUGGAUCCGAGAGAUCCAGAAGGUCACUAAACUCGAUAGAGAUGCCGCAUCUGGGACGGCAAUGCAAGAGAUAUCUUUUUGGCUGAACUUGGAGAAGGCUAUCCAGAAAAUCAGGGAAAAGUUAGACACAAUUGAAGUGACUCUGACUUUGGACAUUUUGAAACAAGGUCGAAGAUACAUGGCGCUGUUGUCUUUUGACACUGACACGGGAUUAGGACAGGCUAUUUCCUUGGUGAAUGACUACAACACCUUGAUGAAGGAUUUCCCUCUGAAUGAUUUACUUUCAGCGACUGAACUAGACAAGCUGAAAAUAUCGCUGAUAAGCAUUUUCCAACACUUCAAGAAAAUGCGAACUACUAAAUACCCAGUUGGAAGGUGCCUGAGACUGAUCGAAGCUAUUUCAAGAGAUCUAAUGACAAAACUGCUGAACAUUCUUGGAUCCCAGAAAUUGAUGCACAUUUCUCACGACGAGUUCGAAAGAAUACUUGCAUCAUGUACUGAAAUAUUCCAAACUUGGGACACGGAAUAUGACAGAUUGAUUACAGCGCUACGAGAGCAGUCGAAGAAAAAACGAGACGAUACUGUUAAAAUGAUCUGGAGGGCGAAUCCUGCGCAUAAGAAACUACAAAUGCGUUUGGACCAGAUGCGAAAGUUCCGAAAGCAACACGAGCAACUGCGGGCUGUGAUUGUCAGAGUCCUUCGUCCGACUGUUCGGCAAGCGGCGCCUAACCCGGCAACAACACCGACAGAGCAGUCGGUUAAUGUCGUGGAUUUGAUAGAUGCGAGCGAUGCAAAUGCUAUAGACGAAGUGAAUCUAGCAUAUGAAAAUAUAAAAGAAAUCGAUUGUUUGGAUGUCUCGAAUGAGGGUGCGACAAGUUGGGAGGCGGCGAAGCGAAGAUACGACGAGAGAAUUGACCGAGUAGAGACAAGAAUCACUUCGAAACUGCGAGACCAGCUGGGCACUGCGCGAAAUGCAAACGAGAUGUUCAGGAUCUUCUCGAGGUUCAACGCUCUGUUUGUGCGUCCCCAUAUUCGAGGAGCAAUCAGAGAGUACCAGACGCAACUGAUUCAGAGAGUGAAAGAUGAUAUCGAACAUCUUCAUGACAAGUUCAAGAUCAACUACCAAUCCACCCGGGCUGUCAAAGUCAGCACAGUGGGAGACAUUCCCCCGAUGAGUGGCAGCAUCAUCUGGGCGAAUCAGAUCGAGAGACAACUGGUCGCUUAUCUAGGCAGGGUGGAAGCAGUCCUCGGAAAAAGUUGGGAGCAGCAACUGGAGGGAGCUAAACUUAAGUCGACUGGAGAUGCAUUCAAGACCAAACUGGACACAAUGCCAUUGUUUGAAGAGUGGGCUAGAAAUUCGAGUCAAAAAUUGAUUGCCAAUCAAGGACGAAUCUUCGCCGUAGAAAGCUUUCGAGUACGCAACACGACACGACUUAGAUUCAAAGUCAACUUUGACCCCGAGGUCAUCUCCCUCUACAAAGAAGUGCGUGACCUGAACGCCAUGGGUCAUCGACUGCCGAUCAAUGUGAAAAACAAGUCCCAUCAGGCCAACCAGAUGUACCCGUUUGCUGUAUCGCUGAUUGAAUCAAUGCAGACAUACAACAGGACUUGUGAUAAAGUUGAUCCAGUCUACAGUCUAAGUUUGCUGGUGGCAGUUUUGAAAAGGGAACUGCAUAAACUGAUUUCAGAGGGGUGUAAUUUGACGUGGGAGAGUUAUAAAUUGGACCAUUACGUGCAGAAGUUCUCGACAAUGGUGUUCAACUUCCAUGAGAAGGCCGAAGACCUGGUACUGAUCGAGGACCGAGUUUGGAAAGAAGUGGAGAAACUGGGAACGUGUGAGUACAGCUCUGAAGUGUUCUCCACCAUCCUCCAGAAGAUCCAAGAUGCUGUGGACGAACUCAAUCUGGCAUCCUUCAGCAAUCUGCCCUUCUGGGUCAAGAUUGUAGAGGAGAAGCUGGAAAAGAAACUGGUGGUGAGACUAGAAGCCGGUUUGAAGGCCUGGUCUGAGAAGUUGCUGAGUGGAAUCAAAGAGGUGAAGGAUGAUGAUGAAAUGGAAGACACGGAGCCGGAAGUGGGACACAAAUUGGGAGGCGAUCCAGUGAUUCCGCCUCUUGUCCACGAGAUUAGAAUCAUCAACCAAGUCAUGCAGUUGUCGCCGUGCAUCGAAGAGUGCAGGUAUCAACUCAUUCAGGCACUGAAUGCCUGGGAAGCACAUGUCCUGGAACUUCCCAGAAUCCAGACUCAAAGAUUCCAAGUAGGAACCGAAGUUCAGACAAUCCGAAGGUACACACACUUGCUGGACGGUAUGCCAAAUGGGUACACCAAUCUAGUUGAUGCGUACAAGGCUAUUGAAACUGUAGUUGCCGCCGUUGAAAAUUACACGCAGACCUGGUUAAACUUCCAGGCUCUCUGGGACUUGAGUAUGGACCACGUGUGCGCUAGAGUUGGCAAUAAUAUGGACUUGUGGAUGCAGUUGCUAUUUGAAAUCAAGAAUGACAGGACGACAUUUGACACAUCGGAGACGAGGAAGACAUUCGGACCUAUUGCAGUCGACUUUGGAAAGGUGCAAUCGAAAGUGAAUCUGAAGUACGAUUCGGUCCACAAAGAGAUCCUGGCAAAGUUUGGAUCCCUCCUCAGCCACGAGAUGUCGGAAGUGUUCACAGUGUUGAGCAAGUCACGUGGCGAACUGGAGUCGCAUUCAGUUGAGACUGCUUCGACGUCGGAAGCUGUGUCGUUUAUCACGCACGUGCAGUCGUUGAAGAGGAAAUUGAAGUCGUGGGAUAAACAGGUGGAGACAUUCAAAGCUGGUCAAAAAGUCCUAGAGAGACAGAGAUUCCAGUUCCCUCAAGGCUGGAUGUAUGCUGACCAAGUUGAUGGCGAGUGGGUUGCAUUUAACGAGAUCAUGAAGCGAAAAGAUGCCUCGAUUCAGUCUCAGAUAGCCAACUUGCAGAUGAAGAUAGUAGCGGAAGACAAAGUUGUGGAGCAGAAGACGGUGGAAGUGUUGGGAGAGUGGGAGAAGGAUAAACCAGUGGGAGGGUCGAUGAAGCCAAGUGAAGCGACUGUUCAGUUGACAAUUUUGGAGGGCAAAUUCACGAAACUGAAGGAGGAAAGAGAUAACAUGAACAAAGCCAAGGAAGCCCUGGAACUUGGAGAACCUGGAGCAAAGAGCGCCCUUGAUGACCAACUGCAAAUCGCUCUGGAGGAACUCACUGACCUCAAGGGCGUCUGGGGUGAACUGGCUGGCAUCUGGGAGCAGAUCGAGAUCCUCAAAGACCAGGCAUGGGUGUCAAUAUCGCCGAAGAAACUGCGCCAGAGUCUGGAAGCACUGAUGACACAGCUGAAGAACAUGCCAGCUAGAUUGCGACAGUAUGAAAGCUUUGAUCACGUGCAGAGGGUGCUGAAACAGUACUCGAAGAUGAACGUGUUGAUCGUGGAACUCAAGGCGGACUAUUUGAAAGACAGACACUGGAAGACCUUGAUGAAGAAGCUGCGAGUGAACUGGGUCAUGACUGACUUGACACUGGGCCAUGUUUGGGACAUUGACUUGGGAAAGUUCGAGAGUGAUAUAAGAGAAGUGCUGGCUGUUGCACAGGGAGAGAAUGCACUGGAAGAGUUCUUGAAACAAGUUAGGAACUGCUGGCAGCACUAUGAACUGGAACUGAUCAACUACCAGAACAGGACCAAAAUCAUCAGAGGCUGGGACGACCUCUUUGGCAAGGUCAAGGAGCACAUCAAUUCAGUCCAGGCCAUGAAGCUGUCGCCAUACUACAAGGUGUUUGAAGAAGAAGCUACUGGUUGGGAGGACAAACUGAACCGGAUUAAUGCCCUGUUUGAUGUGUGGAUUGAUGUGCAGAGACGCUGGGUAUACUUGGAGGGAAUAUUUGCUGGCAGUGCGGAUAUUAAGAACUUGUUACCGGUCGAGACACAACGUUUCUCGUCGAUCAGUUCAGAAUUCUUGGGAUUGAUGAAGAAAGUCACUCGUGCUCCUCUAGUUUUGGACGUUCUCAACAUCCAAGGUGUCCAAAGACAAUUGGAGAAACUUGCCGACCUCCUGAACAAAAUCCAGAAGGCUCUUGGUGAAUAUCUGGAACGUGAGAGGGCUUCUUUCCCUCGUUUCUAUUUUGUAGGUGAUGAAGACUUGCUGGAAAUAAUCGGGAACAGUAAAAACGUUGCAAGAUUGCAGAAGCACUUCAAGAAAAUGUUCGCGGGAGUGAAUACUUUGAUUUUCAACGAAGAUUACACUGUAGUGGAGGGCGUGGCUUCGCGAGAGGCAGAGAAAGUUGUCUACAAAACGAAGGUUUCACUCAUCGAGAACCCGAGGAUAAACGAAUGGCUGACGAAGACAGAAAGUGAGAUGAAGAUUUCCCUUGCGAAAUUUUUAGCCGAUGGUGUUGCAGGGAUCCAACAGUUUUCGACGGCCGAAGUGAUUGACCAGCAGAAGUAUAUGGAGUGGUUGGACAAUUAUCAGACACAGUUGGUGGUCAUUGCAGCACAGAUUGCAUGGACUCAGAAUGCGGAAGUCGCUUUGGGAAAAAUAAACGGAGGAACUGAUCUUUCGCCUUUGGAACAAGUCAGUGGCAACGUGGAGAAGGUCCUAAACGUCCUUGCUGACUCAGUGUUACUGGAACAACCUCAACUGAGACGAAAAAAGCUGGAACACAUGAUCACAGAAUUAGUCCACCAACGUGACGUCACCAGAUUGAUGGUGUCCAAGAAAAUGAAUUCGACUGCAAUGUUUGAUUGGCUCAUGCAGAUGAGAUUCUACUUUGACCCCAAAAACUCGAAUCCUUUGAAACAAUUGGAUAUUGUGAUGUCUAAUGCGCAUUUUAACUAUGGCUUUGAGUACCUAGGAGUGGUGGAUAAGCUGGUCCAGACUCCUCUGACGGAUAGAUGUUACUUUACUCUGACUCAGGCACUGGAUGGGAAAUAUGGAGGGUCUCCAUUCGGUCCAGCAGGAACUGGGAAGACGGAGUCUGUGAAGUCCUUGGGGAACCAGCUGGGAAGAUUCGUGCUCGUUUUCAACUGUGACGAGACGUUCGACUUCCAGGCCAUGGGCCGAAUCUUCGUCGGACUCUGCCAGGUUGGUGCAUGGGGCUGUUUUGACGAGUUCAAUCGAUUGGAGGAGAAGAUGUUGUCUGCGGUGUCUCAGCAAAUCCAGGCCAUCCAGGAGACCUUGAAGACGAUGGGUGCACUGACUGUGAAGCCAGACAAGCCACUAACUGUGGAACUGGUGGGAAAGACUGUCUCUGUAAAUCCGGACAUGGCUGUGUUCAUUACGAUGAAUCCUGGCUACGCCGGUCGAUCCAACUUGCCGGACAAUUUGAAGAAACUGUUCCGAGCUAUGGCCAUGACCCAGCCGGACAAACAACUCAUCGCCCAAGUCAUGCUCUUCUCUCAGGGCUUCCGAACAGCCGAAAUCCUAUCAAAGAAAAUUGUCCCCUUGUUCCGACUGUGUACGGAACAACUGUCGAACCAGAGUCAUUAUGACUUCACACUGCGUGCGUUAAAAGCAGUGUUGAACUGUGCAGGAAGUAUAAAGCGUGAACGAAUGAUGAGAAGACGUGAAGAGUUGGAGAAAGAAGGUCAAACUGUGGACCCGUAUGCCAUUUCGGAGCAGAUCAACGAGCAAGAUGUACUGAUUCAGUGUAUCUGUGAAACAACCAUUCCGAAAUUGGUUGCAGAGGAUAUUCCUCUGAUGAGGUCUCUCCUGGCUGAUGUUUUUCCUGGCGUUGACUACUCCGGAUCGAUGAUGGACGAUCUAAGACGUGAGAUCCAGAAGGUCUGUGAGGAAAAGUUCUUAGCUUGUGGAAUGAAAGAAGAUGAGUUGGGAUACAUCUGGACCGAAAAGGUUCUGCAACUGUACCAAAUCAUGAACUUGCAGCACGGUCUCAUGUUGGUCGGACCAUCGGGAAGUGGAAAGACCUGUGCCUGGAAGACUCUCCUCACAGCCCUGGAGAGAUUUGACGGAGUGGAGGGAGUGGCGACCUUGAUUGACCCCAAGGCCAUCACGAAGAAGGAGUUGUAUGGCAGUCUGGACCCAAAUACGAGAGAGUGGACUGAUGGUAUCUUCACCUUGACCUUAAGGAAGGUGAUUGACAACGUGAGAGGGGAGAGGAACAAGAGACAGUGGAUCAUAUUUGAUGGAGACGUGGACCCCGAGUGGGUGGAAAACCUGAACUCCACUCUGGACGACAACAAACUACUCACCCUCCCCAACGGAGAACGACUCGCUGUUCCCCCCAAUGUGCGCAUCAUGUUCGAAGUGCAAGAUCUGAAACACGCCACCCUGGCCACAGUGUCCAGAUGUGGUAUGAUCUGGUUCAGUGAGGAGGUCAUGACAGUGGACAUGGUUUACCACAACUUCCUCCAGAGACUCAGAAAUGUAUCGGUGGAGCCGGAUGACGAGCAGGCAGUUGCCGGAGGAGGGGGAGGGGCAUUGCAAGGGGCGCAGAUGGGAGAUAAAGACAAAGAUGCGCAGGAUAAAGAGUUGUCACCAUCUAUGCAGGCUAAUAAACAGACUAGAAAAAUGGCAAUAAAGGUUCAAAAUGACGUUGCAGCUGUACUUGAACCUCAUUUCGCAGAAGGCGGCAUUGUGUCCAGAGUCCUGGAACAGGCUGCAUCCUUGGACCACAUCAUGGAGUAUACCAAACUACGGGUUCUCUCGACACUCUUCUCGAUGUUGAAUCAAAUCGCGAGGAACAUCAUCAAGUAUAACAGAGACCACGCCGACUUCCCAUUGGCUAGGGAAAAAGUUGAGUCGUAUUCUGGGAAAGCGUUGAUCUAUUCGUUGAUUUUCGCUGCAGUUGGCGAUGGAAAACUGAAGGCGAGAGAGCAGCUGGGAGCGUUCAUUGCUCAGGCGACAACAAUCCAACUGCCGACAAUGCUGCCGAAUCAGAGCAUCAUUGACUUCGAGGCAACAGUGGAGGGUGAAUGGCAGCCGUGGUCCAACAAGGUGCCCCAGAUAGAAGUGGAGACACAUAAAGUGGGAUCCCCAGAUGUGGUGGUGCCUACAUUGGACACAGUGAGACACGAGGCACUCUUGUACACUUGGUUGUCCGAACACAAACCACUAGUGCUGUGUGGACCACCAGGGUCGGGAAAAACAAUGACUCUAUUCUCUGCUCUACGAGCCCUGCCAGACAUGGAAGUGAUUGGAUUGAAUUUCUCAAGCGCCACGACACCAGAACUUUUAAUCAAAACUCUAGACCAGUACUGUGAGUAUCGAAAAACUCCAAAUGGAACCGUAAUCGCACCCAUUGCUCUCGGUCAGUGGAUUGUGCUGUUCUGCGACGAAAUUAAUUUGCCCGAUCAGGAUAAAUAUGAAACACAGCGAGUGAUAACCUUCUUGAGACAAAUUGUAGAACACGGAGGCUUCUACAGGAUCUCAGAUAUGCAAUGGGUCCAAUGUCAAAGAAUCCAAAUUGUUGGAGCUUGUAACCCUCCGACAGACCCCGGACGAAAGCCGAUAUCUCCUCGAUUUUUGCGUCAUAUACCGGUUGUGUAUGUCGAUUACCCCGGAGAAAUGAGUUUGAAACAGAUUUACGGGACUUUCAACCGAGCUAUGUUGCGGUGUAUAUCAUCUUUGAAGCCGUAUCACGAACCCUUGACCAAUGCGAUGGUAGAAUUCUUCUUGAAGACACAAGAGCGAUUCACGGCUGAUAUGCAGCCCCAUUAUAUUUACAGUCCGCGUGAAAUGACGAGGUGGGUGAGAGGUAUCUACGAGGCAAUCAAACCUCUGGAAAUGCUGCCGGUGGAAGGACUGGUCAGGAUUUGGGCACAUGAGGCCUACAGAUUGUUCCGCGAUCGCCUGAUCGAGGACGAGGAGCGCCAUUGGACAGAUGAGCACGUGGAGAAGGUGGCACUGAGUCACUUCCCAGGCAUAGACAGAGAGGAGGCACUAAAGGGACCCAUCCUGUUCUCAAACUGGCUCUCCAAAGACUACAUGCCAGUGGAACAGGAACAGCUCAGAGACUAUGUCAAGGCCAGACUCAAGGUGUUCUACGAGGAAGAAUUGGACGUGCAGUUGGUGCUGUUCAACGAAGUGCUUGACCAUGUAUUGAGAAUAGACAGAGUGUUCAGACAGCCCCAAGGUCAUCUGUUAUUGAUCGGGGUGUCAGGUGCAGGAAAGACUACUCUGUCUCGAUUUGUGGCCUGGAUGAACGGACUUACUGUCUAUCAGAUUAAGGUGCACCGCAAGUACACGGGAGAUGAUUUUGACGAAGACUUGCGAAUAGUGCUGAGACGAUCGGGAUGCAAAGGAGAGAAGAUCUGCUUCAUCAUGGACGAGGGCAACGUGUUAGACGCCAGUUUCCUGGAGAGAAUGAACACUCUGUUGGCUAAUGGAGAAGUGCCUGGUCUGUUCGAGGGAGACGAGUACACUACUCUGAUGACACAGAUCAAAGAGGGGGCGGUGAGAGAGGGAUUGAUGUUGGACUCGAACGAAGAGUUGUACAAGUGGUUCACGCAUCAGGUAAUGAGAAACUUGCACGUGGUGUUCACGAUGAAUCCCUCUGCUGAUGGGCUGAAAGACAGAGCCGCAACAUCGCCUGCACUCUUCAACAGGUGCGUGCUCAACUGGUUCGGCGACUGGUCACUGUCGGCCUAUUUCCAAGUGGGCAAAGAAUUCACAAUCAAGGUUGACAUCGACAACAACCAUUACACGGCGCCACAGUUCAACCCGCCCCUCGCCUUCGAAAGUAUCCCGACACCACUGUCGUUCCACGGUGCAAUUGUGAACACAUUUGUAUUCAUUCACCAGUCACUGCAUAAAGUGAGUGAUAAGUUGAUGAAGCGAGGAGGCCGUCCAGUGGUGGUGACUCCGAGACACUACCUGGACUUCAUCAGUCACUAUGUGAAGUUGUCGAGUGAGAAGAGGAAUGACCUGGAGGAGCAGCAGCAGCACUUGAGUGUGGGUCUGCAGAAGAUUAGAGAGACUGUGCAGCAGGUGGAACAGAUGCAGAAGGAGCUGAAAGUGAAGUCGAAGGAGUUGGAGGAGAAGAAUGCGUUGGCGAAUGCGAAGUUGAAGCAGAUGGUGGCGGAUCAGCAGGCGGCAGAGAGUAAGAAGACGGAGGGCGAGGCACUGCAGGUGAAGCUGAAGGAGAUGAGCGAGUACAUCUCGGUGAAGAGGGCAGAUGUGAUGCACCAACUGGCGGCUGUAGAACCAGCCGUAGAAGACGCAAAGCAGGCUGUGAAGCAAAUUAAGAAAGAUCAUCUGAGAGAAAUCAAAGCUCUCAAAACCCCUCCGAAGCCAGUAGAAAUGGCAGUGAGCUCACUAGUUCUCCUGCUGGGCAAGAAAUUCACAGAGUGGAAGGACAUCAAGGCCUUCAUGGCCAGUGAUUCAUUUAUCAAAAGCAUCAUAGAAUUCGACUCGGAGAGCAUCUCGGACGAAAUUCGUGAACAAAUGAACAAAAAGUACCUCUCAAAUCCGGAUUACACCUUCGAGAAAAUCAACAAAGCAAGUCAGGCGUGUGGACCUAUGGUAAAGUGGGCAAUUGCCCAGGUGAGCUACGCAGAGAUGCUGCGCAAAGUGGAUCCACUUAGACAUGAGUUGAGUAGUUUGGAGAACCAGGCGGCCGAGAAUCAGGCGAAAGCGGAUGAGACUAAUAAGUUGAUUGCAGAUCUGGAAGCGAGUAUCGCUAAAUACACGGCGGAGUAUGCCCAGUUGAUCAGCCAGGCUCAGAGUAUCAAGACGGAUGCCGAGUUGGUUGAAGCAAAGGUGACCCGAAGUCGAGCCCUGUUGGGCAGUUUGGAGAGUGAGAAAGUGCGAUGGGAGGCAGGCAGCGAGACAUUCAAGGCACAGAUGGCCACCAUAGUCGGAGAUGUGAUCCUGUCUUCCGCCUUCAUGGCCUAUGCCGGAUACUUUGACCAGAGCAUGCGACGUGUGUUGGUGCAGGCAUGGAGCAAACAGCUGCAGCAGUCCAACAUCAUCUUCAGAACUGACUUGGCUUUGGUGGAGUAUCUCUCCUCUGCGGACGACAGACUCUCCUGGCAGGCCAACUCGCUCCCGGCUGACGACCUCUGCGUGGAGAAUGCCAUCAUGCUCAAGAGAUUCAACAGAUACCCGCUUGUGAUCGACCCCAGUGGCCAGGCCACAGAGUUCAUUUCCAAGGAGUACAGGCACAAGAAGAUCACCAAGACAAGCUUCUUGGACUCCAACUUCCGAAAGCACUUGGAGAGUGCCCUUCGAUUCGGAAACCCACUUCUGGUACAAGACGUUGAGUCUUACGAUCCGAUCUUAAACCCUGUUCUGAACCGAGAAGUUCGCCGAACUGGAGGACGUGUCUUGAUAACAAUUGGUGACCAGGAUAUUGAUUUGUCGCCGACAUUUGCGAUCUUCCUCUCAACGCGAGACCCGACUGUGGAGUUCCCGCCUGAUUUGUGCAGCCGAGUGACAUUUGUGAAUUUCACAGUGACGAGGAGUUCGCUGCAGAGCCAGUGUCUGAAUACGGUUCUGAAGUCUGAGCGACCAGACGUAGAUGAGAAGCGGUCGGAUCUGCUGAAGUUGCAGGGAGAGUUUAGACUGAAGUUGAGGCACCUGGAGAAGUCGCUGUUGAAUGCAUUGAAUGAGUCAAAAGGAUCGAUUCUGGAAGACGACAAGGUGAUCACAACCCUGGAGACGCUGAAGAAGGAGGCGGCGGAGGUGCAGAAGAAGGUGGAGGAGACUGACGUCAUCAUGGCCGAGGUAGACGCCACCUCACAGCAGUACGCUCCGCUGGCCACCGCAUGCAGCAAUGUGUACUUCACCUUGGAGGCCCUGAACCAGGUGCAUUUCCUGUACCAGUACUCACUACGCUUCUUCCUCGAAAUAUUCCACGCGGCCCUGCAGGGCAAAGGGGCGACUGACAGCAAGAACCCACUGAAUGGAGUGAACGACCCGGGACAGAGACUGAAGAUCAUCAACAGACUGCUGUUUGCACUCACCUUUGAAAGGGUGUCCAGGGGCAUGUUGCAUCAAGACAGAAUGACCUUCGCAGUGUUGUUGGCCAGGAUUCAAAUGAAGGGAAAUCCAGGGUUACAAGCCGAACUUGGAGACCACGGAUUCGACCCGGAGUACAGACACUUUAUAGAGGGUAACCAGAAGGUAGUGAUGGCCAAUCCGCCCCUGAUACUUCCUGGACUGCAGUUGGAACAGGCGGAGAGAAUGACCAAACUGGCAUCGUCGUUGCCAGCAUUCAAGAGCAUCUACAACAGCGUAGAGUCCAGUCGCGAAUUUUCGAACUGGCUGAACGAGACCUAUCCGGAGACGAAGGUACCGGAGGAGCUGUGGCAACUUCCGAGUGGAGCGAAACCACUGAACAAAGUGGGCACUGCUCUCUACAAUCUACUGCUGGUGGAGGCAUUCAGACCGGACAGACUGUUGGCAGCUGUCAAUCUCUUCGUAGCAUCAAUCAUGGGGGAGGAGUUCCUCAAUGUGAUCGACUCGCCCCUGGAUCUGAAGAGAGUUGUAGAAGAAGAGGUGAACUGUGGCACAGCUGUGCUGAUGUGUUCUGUGACUGGAUUCGACGCAUCAGGAAAAGUGGAGGAUUUGGCUGCAGACACUGGCAAACAGCUCACCGCCAUCUCAAUCGGAUCUGCUGAGGGUUUCAAACAAGCGGACAGCGCGAUCAGCAUGGCCGCCAAGUCAGGUCGAUGGGUGCUGCUGAAGAACGUGCAUUUGGCCCCUCAAUGGCUAGCAGGAAUAGAGAAGAAACUCCACAGUUUGACCCCAAAUCCCCAAUUCAGACUGUUCUUGACGUGUGAAAUAACUCCGAAGCUCCCAAUGAAUUUGGUGCGAGCGGGACGCGUCUUCGUGUUUGAGCCGCCUCCUGGAAUCAAAGCGAACUUGAUGAGGACUUUCGCUGAAAUACCAGCGAGCAGAAUUACCAGAGCCCCAAAUGAAAGGUCUCGACUGUACGUUCUGUUGGCAUGGUUCCAUGGCAUUGUUCAAGAAAGACUGCGCUACUCGCCUCUCGGUUGGAGUAAGAAGUAUGAAUUCACUGACUCGGAUCUCAAAUGUGGAUGUGACUUGCUCGAUACCUGGAUUGACUCGACAUCAAAGGGACGAUCGAAUCUGCCGCCAGAGAAAAUUCCCUGGGAUGCCAUGCGAACUACUCUGGCUAAUUGUAUCUACGGAGGAAAAAUCGAUAAUGAUUUUGACCAGAUGUUGCUGAAUGCGUUCCUGAUGAAUCUUUUCACGGCCAAGAGUUUCGAGGGAGACUUCGCCCUGAUUGAUGAUUCGGACGGACAAGGCACUCCAAUUUUGAUGCCGGACGGAAUAAGACACGAGCAGUUUGUGAAGUGGGUGGGAGACUUGCCCGACACUCAGACCCCAUCAUGGCUGGGGCUGCCCAACAACGCAGAGACUGUACUCCUCACAACCAGAGGAAUUGAGAUGACGACGAAGCUGUUGAAAAUGCGCACUCUGGAGGAUGAGAGUGAAGAGGACUUGACUGCGGGAGGAGGUCUGGACCUACUGGGUGAUGCAGUGGGCAAGGGAGGCCAGGACGGAAAGGGAGGCGAGGGUGGAGCUUUGGAUGAUGGGAGGCCGGCAUGGAUGAAACAACUGGCAGAUACAGCCUCUGAGUGGCUCAGUCUCGUUCCCAAGAGUCUGCAAGUGCUGCAGCGUAACUCUGAGAACAUCAAGGACCCCCUGUUCCGCUUCUUCGACCGGGAGAUAUCACAAGGGGCAGCACUGUUGGAGGAUGUGAGGCGGGAUCUGAGGGAUGUGGUGGCAGUGUGCAAGUUGCAGAAGAAACAGACCAACUAUCUCAGACAGCUCAUCAGCUUUCUCUCUAAAGGCAUCUUGCCUUCCAGCUGGAACCGAUACAAGGUGCCAAAGUCUGUGACAGUGCUGCAAUGGAUCGCUGACUUCAGCGAGCGAGUGAAACAGUUGAGAGAGAUUUCACAGGUGGCAAAUGAUAGUCCGAAUAGCACAGCCCCCCUGAAGGGUAUCCACGUGUGGCUGGGGGGACUGUUCACUGCGGAGGCGUACAUUACAGCCACUAGACAGUAUGUGGCUCAGGCCAAUCAGUGGUCGCUGGAGGAGUUGUCUCUACAGGUGAAAGUGUACGAGGACGUGCACACUAGACUGGACAUGUGUUCCUUCGGAAUCCUGAAUCUGAACUUGUUGGGGGCUCAAUGUGUAAACAACAAACUAUCGCUGUCCUCCAAAAUAUCCACCGACAUGCCACUCACCGCCCUCAGCUGGGUCAAGUUACCGCCUGAGCAGCGAGACAUUCUUACUGACAUCCAAGUGAGGCUGCCAGUCUACUUGAACUUCACCAGAUCAGAGCUGCUUUUCACUCUGGACUUCGACACUGUGAACUCGGAUGGCAUGAAGUUCUACGAGAGAGGAGUUGCAUUCCUAUGCUCGAAAGCUGUCUAAAUAGACAAAAAGAAUGAAAAGGAUAAUUAGCGAUUCGUUUGAAGAUCCUAUUUUGAAACACUCUGAUUGAAUCAGAGCUGGAACUUCACUUAAUGCUACUCAAACUAACAUAGUACUGUAAUUAAUGGUGUGUAUCUUAAAUUAAAAAAAAAACUAACUCUUGUUUCGAUAUAAUUGGUGAAUAUGCAAAUGAGGUUAUUUUAAAACACUUAUUGAAAAAGAGCAGGGGUAACCAAUUCGCAAAAAGUUCAUGGAUUGCGUUGAACCUAACGUAUUUAUUUAUUAUUUGGGUUGUUUGGGAAUGCUCUUAAUUGUUGCUUUUAGUGAAAUAGAUUGACUAACUCAUGGAAGGGAACUAAAGUGUGUAAUAAAUUGGUGUAAGAAACGAAUACAAUAAAUAAA
Symsagittifera roscoffensis is the source of this 14605-nucleotide messenger RNA. Its product is annotated as cytoplasmic dynein 1 heavy chain 1-like. Gene Ontology annotation, molecular function: dynein light intermediate chain binding; ATP binding; dynein intermediate chain binding. NCBI's taxonomy places the organism in Eukaryota, Metazoa, Xenacoelomorpha, Acoela, Convolutidae. Gene Ontology annotation, biological process: nuclear migration; retrograde axonal transport; mitotic spindle organization. The coding region runs from base 11 to 14203 and encodes 4730 amino acids. The record is from RefSeq and is a predicted model, not a curated record. Gene Ontology annotation, cellular component: cytoplasmic dynein complex; cell cortex; cytoplasmic microtubule. The transcript is spliced from 52 exons.